Messenger RNA from Trypanosoma brucei brucei TREU927, 1071 nucleotides. RefSeq lists its product as hypothetical. Lineage: Eukaryota; Euglenozoa; Kinetoplastea; Trypanosomatida; Trypanosomatidae. The coding region runs from base 1 to 1071 and encodes 356 amino acids. The record is from RefSeq and is a predicted model, not a curated record. The transcript has a single exon.
AUGAAAACCUUACACCUGUUGCUUGGACUCAUGCAUUGCGACGCUCCGCUUAAUCACCGCGUAAAAGGCCUCACUAUACUCAAAAGAAUGCUUAGUAAUGUUGUCAACUACCCCACGGAGUGCAAGUACAGGAGUAUCAAUAUCGCAUCUUCGACGUGGAUAAAUUCUAUUACUCCAGCAUUUCAUGUAUUUCAGUUGAUUGAAUGGCUUUUGGGAUUGGGAUUUGAGCAGUCCGUCGGCGACUCUUUCCUCAUUUUUAAAGGAUCUUCCCUUGAUUGUAUGGCUAACGCAUGCCGUGAUGUUUCACUAUUGCUUUAUGCUUGUGAGGUUGAUGCACCAAGCAACACUAGUGGGAGUAAACGGUGUGUGGAUGAUUUAGUGCCACUUCUUCGGGUUGUGUCCGGUCACAAUGAUCAGUGCGGAUCAAAUACCGUUGACACGUCCCAAGCGAUUUAUACUGCUCUUCAACCAAGCGUCUCUGACGAAACAUGGAAAGUGUUGAAGAACCGCUUACGUUUGAUCGUCUUGGAGUGCGAGUGUGAGCGCCAGAAUCAACCUCGUCUCAAAGAAAAACUUUGUCCACCAACCCUGGCAGCGCGUAACUUGGAGGCAUGGACCUCAUUGUGCGAGUUAGUGCGCUUCAUCAACCUUCGGCAUCUGGAAGAAGGUUUAGCUGCGGUGAACAUGGAGAGGUUUGAGAGCCGUGGGGUGCGUAAGGUGGAUACCCGAGGCGGAGAAAAGGGUAAUAUAAACAAUCUAAGUAAUCUUGUUGCGGCAAGGCAAAAAGACAAGUUGAGUCUCCAGAACAGCGGACGUGCAAGUAUUGACCAGGAAGUGCAAGCCGUAGGCACUCGGUUAAUAGUAGACAUAGCUUCCUGUAUAGAGCAAAUAUCUGUCCUUGAGGGAGAUCAGGGGUUAGUGCGGAAGGAUCGGCUUGAAGCCAAGAGACUCCUCGAAAAAUUCGGUGAAGAUGGCGAUGUGAGGUAUUUACACUUGCUGAGGGAAGAGUGGUCGCAACGGCUUGAAGAAAAGAAAAAAAUUCAAGGGAAUAGCUUUGUUUAUUUUAAGUGA